AUGACAUAUCGCUGUCGUUCGGCCGCCUCGGGCUUGCCUCCUCUUGCAUCUCCGUGGUUGCGGUCGUCCGACAGCCUUGGGCUAGCCUCCUCGUGCAUCGUUGUGGUAGCCAUCGUCCAGCCGCCUCGUGCUAGCCAUACAACAGCCUUCGUCGGCGGCUUGGGCCCGAGGACAGCGGGAAGUGAAGGAGAGCCACGGGGAGGAACUGAUUUCGAUCUGCGCGGAUGCCGCGGAAGAAGCGGCUUCGUCCCCGAGAUCCAACGUCGCGGAGAUCAUCGGGGUUGUGUGGGAAGGGGGCUGGAGGCACCGAGAUCCAACGUCGUGCUCCUCCUCUCGCUCUUUGGCAAUCACGGGUCGGCCGCGGAUGUGGUGCGGCGGCGCAUGGUCAGGCGCGGGGCGGGCCCUGGCAGGAGGCGGAGAUGGGAUUGGGAGGCAGCCAGGCAGGGUGCCUGA
Messenger RNA from Triticum turgidum subsp. durum (durum wheat), 453 nucleotides. NCBI's taxonomy places the organism in Eukaryota, Viridiplantae, Streptophyta, Magnoliopsida, Poales, Poaceae. The record is from the annotation of a GenBank genome assembly.